AUGCGCUGUUUCUUCGGAGGUGGGUGGGAUUCCCUGUGUACAGUAGGUGAUGGACAGGGACAUUGGGGACCCCCAAGAGGCCCCGCGCAGGCAUUUUGGAUUACAUCGGGAGUAGCGGCCCCGCAGGGCAGUGAAUGCUCCUUCCCGAGAGAGCGAAAGGCUCAGGCAGUAUGCUAUCUAGUAGAUGAGAUCGGGAUGUCGGAGGCCCCAAGAGACACUGUAGUAAUGGCAGUUGUGCAGAAUGAUUUAAAAACGGGAAGAGGGAGAAGAGCAGCUAGAUUAACCACGAAGACAGAGAUUGAUAAGAGGGCGAUGCAAGUCAGCAUUGCUGGCAAGCUUAUACCAUUAUAUGAAAAGCAAGCAACAGCAGCAACAGCAUGUAGGGCUCCCACAGAGGCGGGGGACCUUGAGCUCUCCGACGGCUGCCUAGAUGAGGAAGAGCCAUCAGAUGACGAAGAGCAGGGCAAUUCCCAGUUUGACGCCUCUCCAGCGUCUGCUGGCGAGGCCUCAAGCUGCGAGAGCAAGACAAAGCAGAAGCAGCAACAGCAAAAUAAGCACUCACAUGACGGUAACGGAAAAGUUGCUCUGAUCAACAACAACGUGCUGCUGGAUACAGAGACAAAUUGGGCCGACCUACACCUCAGCCGGCAACUAUUGAAGGCACUGGAUGCUCUUGGUUACGAGCAUCCUUCCUUUGUCCAGGCAGCGGCUAUCCCGGCGGCUCUAAGAGGACGAGACCUCCUAGUCAAUGCUCAAACAGGAUCGGGGAAGACCGCCGCUUUUUUGUUGCCUCUUUUGGAGCGCCUCCUGCAGAGUCCGGGUGUAAGGGCCAGAAAGAUGACUCCCAGUGGCCCUGUGGGGGGACUUCGCGGUUCCAAGGGCCUCGUGCUCUUGCCAACCCGCGAACUCGCCAUGCAGUGCCAUCAGCUUCUGCAGGACCUCUGCAAGUUCGCGCCUAUCACCGGCACCCUGGCUGUUGGAGGAUCCUCUCUGCCACAGCAGGAGGCCGCACUGCGCUUACAGCCGGAUGUUGUAGUUGCCACACCGGGGAGAAUCCUAGAUCUCCUGCUGAACUCUGCCAGCAUCCACUUGGAGUUGCUGGAAGUCAUUAUUCUCGACGAGGCAGACAGACUCUUGGAGCUUGGAUUCAGAGACGAAAUCCUGCAAGUGCUUAAACACUGCCAUCGUGGCCGGCAGACGCUCCUAUUCUCUGCGACGCUCACUGCAUCUAUCUCAUCGCUUGCUCUGCUGGCUCUGCAAUCCCCAUUACACAUUACAUGCGGAACUGCUGGCAGUAGCAGCAGCAACAACGGAACAGGCAGCAGCCAGCAGCAGUUGCCAGAGAACCUGAAACAGCAGUUUGUGGAGUUGCAAAGCGAGGAGCACCGUAUGCCAGCGCUUGUACAUCUUUUGAGGACUGCUUUUACCCAUAGAGUCAUUGUCUUCUUCGGGACCAAGAAGGCCGCGCAUGAGGCCUUCCUUCUGUUUUCUCUUCUGGGCAUGCCGUCUGCUGAACUGCAUGGAGAUCUUACGCAGCAAAUGCGGGUGGAGUCUUUUGAAAAGUUCCAACAGGGCAAGGUGGAGUUUCUCCUGGCCAGCGAACUGGCCAGCAGGGGCCUCGACGUAACGGACGUUGCGGCGGUAGUGAACUUCUCCCCCCCUAAGGAUGUAGAUCGGUAUGUACAUUCGGUUGGCCGAACUGCACGAAUGGGGCGUCAAGGUACCGCUGCUACGCUCUACAACAGAAAUAGCGAAGAGAAGCUUGCUGUCAAGAAGCUUCUGGCCGGCCUGGGGGCCAGAGGCAAGCAGCAGCAACAAAACCAGCAACAGGUUAUUAGGAGACGGAUUGAUAUUGCAAAUCUUGAGGCCAUCGGCAAGGAGUUACGGAGCCUAGAGGGGGCUCUUCAAAAAAAGCGGCAUGAGGAGACUCUCGAGAGGGAAAUGCGACUUGCCCAGCUAUACGUUGCCAAGGCAGAGAACAUGCAACAACACGCAGAUGAGAUCUAUGCUCGUCCCCACCGGGAGUGGUUUGUGAGUGCGAAAGACAAACGCAAACUUCAGGAGGCUUCGAGGCUGGAUGCUGAGGCAAAGGCUCUGAUCGGCAGUAGCAGCAGCAGUACACAGGUGACACAGGGCGAGAAACAGAAUACGAAGCAGCAAAAGCGGAAGCAACAGGAAGAUACAACAGAGUCUGGCAGUAGCGAAGCAUCUGUUAGUGGGUCAGAUGAUGAUGGAAGCGAGGACUCUGGCGAGGAACUCCCCGACUGGGUUACGGCUGAGGCCUCGGGUGUUGACUCAGACGGCGAACAUGAAGAGACUGAGGAGGCCUUCGUGGGAGCCCUAGAAGGGGAUUCUGGUGGUUUGGGUAAGGGUCUCGUUGCGGUUAAAGAGAUAAAGCUAACGAAAGAGCAAAGAGCUAAGUUGCAGCAGCAGCAGCAGCAGAAGAAAUUUGACAAGAAGCAGCAGGCAAUGACACAGAAGCAAAAGCAGCGUCUGGAGGAGUUUCGUAUGGCGAAGGCUGCGGCCCGGUCUUUCAAGAAGAGUGCGAAGCCGCACCGGAUGCGCAUGGAUAUGGACGACGAUGAUGAAGGGUUCAGGAGGGGCGCACAGAAGCGGCAACAUCGGCGAGCGAAGAGAAAGCGAGAAGCGCCAGCAGAAAGCAGCAACAAGCGAAGCAUGUCAGAAGUAAACGACUCGAAAAGACCGAGGCGACGGGCACCCUUGGGAAAGAACAACUUUAAGUCUAAGAAGAGAUACAAACGCAGGUAG
Cyclospora cayetanensis is the source of this 2769-nucleotide messenger RNA. RefSeq names its product ATP-dependent RNA helicase DRS1. The transcript has 16 exons. The record is from RefSeq and is a predicted model, not a curated record. The coding region runs from base 1 to 2769 and encodes 922 amino acids. Lineage: Eukaryota; Apicomplexa; Conoidasida; Eucoccidiorida; Eimeriidae. Gene Ontology annotation, molecular function: nucleic acid binding; ATP binding; RNA helicase activity.